AUGAUUUCACGACCAUUCGUCGCACUGGCUCAUCUCGUCGCGAUUGUCACGGCAACUUCAAUACCGAUAUGUGUCAAAGAUUCCAGUGUCACGACUCCAUCCACCAUCGCUUCCCUAUCAAACUAUACCACCCAAUUUUGCACCCAAAUUGCUUCGAGCAACUUUACAUCCAGUGCCAAUAACUCUAAUAUGGAUUAUGCCUUGAUUUCUACCAUUUCGCUUGACUUCACCUCCACUACAACCAAGUGUUCUGGGGAUAAUAACUCGGCUGCAAACUGCGAGAAUGUGUAUAGUAUUCUUCUGUCUGGCUGCGGAAAUAACAAUUCCACAAUCACGGGAUCGGGAUCUAUCGAUACGGAUUGUGGUAUAUACGCUUUCCAACUUAUAAAUACCAAUACCAAUAAGACGAAUGCAAAUGCAACGACACCAUUGAGUAAGAGUGGGAGUGGCAAGACGAGCGGGGUUAGUUAUUGUAUGGUUACGGGCAGUGUGCUGUGUGGUGUCGCGGCUCUAUUCGGAUGGUUUCUAUGA
This is a messenger RNA of Sclerotinia borealis F-4128, 531 nucleotides long. The record is from the annotation of a GenBank genome assembly. Lineage: Eukaryota; Fungi; Ascomycota; Leotiomycetes; Helotiales; Sclerotiniaceae.